Molecule: messenger RNA, 372 nt
Organism: Malassezia globosa CBS 7966
Lineage: Eukaryota; Fungi; Basidiomycota; Malasseziomycetes; Malasseziales; Malasseziaceae
Exons: 2
Coding region: 1-372 (123 amino acids)
Biological process (GO): SRP-dependent cotranslational protein targeting to membrane, translocation; post-translational protein targeting to membrane, translocation
Cellular component (GO): Sec61 translocon complex; membrane
Molecular function (GO): guanyl-nucleotide exchange factor activity
Source: RefSeq, a predicted model, not a curated record
AUGCAUGCGCGUAAAGUUGUGCGUGUGUCCUUGCGCUCUGUUCGCGCACUAAGCAGUCUUGCUCACACGUCGCAGUCUGAGAAGAAGCAGGGCACACACACGCCGCUCACUCAGGCACAGCUUGCUGCGCUUGCCAGCCGCAACUCGAGCGUCAUGCGCCGCAAAGCGGCCGUCCAAGCUGCCAAUAAGCCACACAGCGCUCGUGAGGCCGGCGCUGGCGGCAGCACGAAUACCAUGCUGCGUCUCAACACCGAAGACAACAAGGGUCUGAACGUGGACCCAGUCAUUGUGCUCGUCCUCUCGGUUGCCUUUGUCCUUAGUGUCGUCCUCCUGCAUAUUCUCGGCAAGGUGGCGCGCUUCUUUACGAAGUAG